Molecule: messenger RNA, 4538 nt
Organism: Castor canadensis (American beaver)
Lineage: Eukaryota; Metazoa; Chordata; Mammalia; Rodentia; Castoridae
Source: RefSeq, a predicted model, not a curated record
UGUGAGCAUUACUAGGCAUUUCAUCCUGCGGAUCUGCAGUCUGUGCUCUUCAGGCUGUUGCUCAGUUGGAAUGAUUAUCUGGGGCCGAUCCUGAGGUUCUGGAGAUAUUUUUAAGGUCUACUCAUUUGGGGGAUGUCAGUGGCAUUUUGCAAGAUAAUCUGAGGAACAGGAAAGCAUCUGAAAUCAACUGAAAAGGAUAACUGUAGCGGUUUUCGUUGUGGAAGGAAACUGUAUUGGCACAGAGGCAUAUGACUGAAUAAAGUAGUUGGCUCAGAGAAGAUGCACAGUCUGCUGGUUUUUUUCUUCUGAAUGAAAACUAUUUAAUAGAAGCCGUAUUCAUGUGAAGAUCAAAGGAAUACUGGAAGGAUAAACUACUGUUUUUUCUCUUUAAAAUGAAAACUCUGAAGCAGUAAUUUGAGCUCUUAAGGUCUUCUAAUGCCUUUGCAGCCUGCUUGUUUUAUUAGGAUUCUCCAUUCUCACCAUUUCUGCUUGGUGCCUGUGCCCUUUCGCUGAAGCUGCCACAGACAACUGCUUGAUGUUGAAAGAAAAACCUCUGCCUUGCUUAUGUUAUAGAUGAGAGUGAAGCUAUCUGUGUUUCUUCUAUUAUAUGGGAAAUUUGGAUUAAUCAAGCUGUAUUCUAGUACCAAGAGUCCUAUUGUCUCUUGUGGUCUGACUCAUCACAUGUAAAUGUAUUGCAGCUUUGCUAUUAAUGCAGAGUGGCUUGUUUUCCCCCUUUCUCAAACACAGAAAGAAUUGUCAACCUUUGAGCUUCAUUUUUCAGGAUUUGUGCUGAGCUCUACAUCUUUUUGUUUGUUUGUUUCCUGGGUAAUAACUGCAUUAAAUCAUUGAAGUUGAAGAAAUGAAGACAAAUUAGAAGUGGAAACAGAAUAAGCGAAUGAGUCGAGUGUGUAUUGUUGUUUUGGAGGAGGUAGAAGAUGAUUCUCCUGAAUUCAUUUCUAACUUGCCACAGGAAAAUAAAUCUCUCCAUUCUCCACCUUCUGGAAAUGUAUUGCCAUCAUUGGUGCAAGCUAUAUUUAAUGGAGAUCCUGAUGAAGUUCGAGCAUUAAUAUUUAAGAAAGAAGAUGUUAACUUUCAGGACAAUGAAAAGAGAACCCCAUUACAUGCUGCUGCCUAUCUUGGAGAUGCAGAAAUCAUUGAACUGCUUAUUUUAUCUGGAGCUAGAGUUAAUGCCAAAGACAGCAAAUGGUUGACACCUUUACACAGAGCAGUUGCAUCUUGUAGUGAGGAAGCAGUUCAGGUACUUUUGAAGCAUUCUGCAGAUGUUAAUGCUCGAGACAAAAACUGGCAAACCCCUUUACACAUAGCUGCUGCUAAUAAAGCUGUAAAGUGUGCUGAAGCUCUGGUGCCUCUUCUGAGUAAUGUAAACGUGUCUGAUCGGGCAGGAAGAACUGCGUUGCAUCAUGCAGCUUUCAGUGGACAUGGUGAGAUGGUCAAACUACUCUUGUCCAGAGGUGCCAAUAUUAAUGCUUUUGACAAGAAAGAUAGGCGUGCUAUACAUUGGGCAGCAUAUAUGGGUCACAUUGAAGUAGUGAAAUUACUUGUGGCACAUGGAGCUGAAGUGACGUGUAAAGAUAAGAAGUCUUACACACCUCUUCAUGCAGCAGCCUCCAGUGGCAUGAUCAGCGUAGUCAAGUACCUUCUAGAUCUUGGAGUUGAUAUGAAUGAACCAAAUGCCUAUGGAAACACAGCUCUUCACGUGGCCUGCUAUAACGGGCAAGAUGUUGUAGUGAAUGAACUCAUAGACUGUGGUGCUAAUGUGAAUCAAAAGAAUGAGAAAGGAUUCACUCCUUUGCACUUUGCUGCUGCAUCAACACAUGGAGCACUGUGUUUGGAACUUCUAGUUGGCAAUGGGGCUGAUGUCAACAUGAAGAGUAAAGAUGGGAAAACCCCACUGCACAUGACCGCCCUCCACGGUAGAUUCUCCAGAUCACAAACCAUUAUCCAGAGUGGAGCUGUAAUUGACUGUGAAGAUAAGAAUGGAAAUACCCCUUUGCACAUAGCAGCACGGUAUGGCCACGAGCUGCUAAUCAACACUCUUAUUACAAGUGGUGCUGACACUGCAAAGCGUGGCAUACAUGGAAUGUUUCCUCUCCAUUUGGCAGCCUUAAGUGGUUUUUCAGAUUGCUGCAGAAAACUUCUUUCUUUAGGAUUUGAUAUAGACACCCCAGAUGAUUUUGGCAGAACCUGUCUGCAUGCAGCUGCAGCUGGAGGAAAUUUGGAGUGCCUAAACCUUCUGCUGAAUACUGGUGCAGACUUCAACAAAAAGGACAAAUUUGGGAGAUCACCACUGCACUAUGCUGCUGCCAACUGCAAUUACCAGUGCCUGUUUGCUCUUGUGGGAUCAGGAGCAAGUGUGAAUGACCUUGAUGAAAGAGGCUGCACACCCCUGCACUAUGCCGCUACAUCAGAUACAGAUGGCAAGUGCCUGGAAUACUUACUAAGAAACGAUGCAAAUCCAGGGAUCCGAGACAAGCAAGGAUAUAAUGCAGUUCAUUAUUCAGCUGCGUAUGGUCACCGUCUGUGUCUUCAGCUGAUUGCAAGUGAAACUCCUUUAGAUGUUUUAAUGGAAACUUCCGGGACAGACAUGUUGAAUGAUUCGGAUAAUAGAGCAACAAUAAGUCCUUUGCACCUGGCUGCCUAUCAUGGUCACCAUCAAGCACUGGAAGUGUUGGUACAGUCUUUGUUAGAUCUUGAUGUGAGAAAUAAUAGUGGGAGAACACCCUUAGAUCUUGCAGCAUUUAAGGGCCAUGUUGAAUGUGUGGAUGUACUCAUUAAUCAGGGAGCCUCAAUCUUAGUAAAAGAUUACAUUUUGAAGAGGACACCUAUACAUGCAGCAGCAACAAAUGGUCAUUCAGAAUGCUUGCGGUUAUUAAUAGGAAAUGCAGAGCCACAGAAUGCAGUAGAUAUUCAAGAUGGAAGUGGACAGACACCUCUUAUGCUGUCUGUUCUCAAUGGGCACACGGAUUGUGUCUACUCACUACUGAACAAAGGAGCCAAUGUAGAUGCCAAAGAUAAAUGGGGGAGGACAGCAUUGCAUAGAGGGGCAGUUACAGGCCAUGAAGAAUGUGUAGAUGCAUUACUUCAGCAUGGUGCUAAGUGCUUACUACGGGAUAGUAGGGGUCGGACACCUAUACACUUGUCAGCUGCCUGUGGACACAUUGGUGUUCUUGGAGCCCUUUUGCAGUCAGCAGCAUCUUUGGAUGCAAAUCCAGCCAUAACAGACAAUCAUGGAUAUACGGCACUUCACUGGGCUUGCUACAAUGGUCACGAGACAUGUGUAGAACUUCUUUUAGAACAAGAAGUUUUCCAGAAAAUAGAAGGAAAUGCUUUCAGUCCAUUGCACUGUGCUGUGAUCAAUGACAACGAAGGUGCUGCUGAGAUGUUAAUUGAUACAUUAGGUGCCAGCAUUGUGAAUGCCACAGAUGCAAAAGGAAGAACUCCUCUCCAUGCAGCCGCCUUCACAGACCAUGUUGAGUGUUUACAGCUCCUGCUCAGCCAUAAUGCUCAAGUCAACUUUGUGGACUCUUCUGGGAAAACACCUCUUAUGAUGGCUGCAGAAAAUGGACAAACAAAUACAGUUGAGAUGCUGGUUAGCAGUGCUAGUGCAGAUCUGACUUUACAAGACAACAGUAAAAACACCGCCCUCCAUUUGGCUUGCGGCAAGGGUCAUGAAACUAGUGCCUUGUUAAUACUGGAAAAGAUAACUGAUAGAAACCUCAUCAAUGCAACCAAUGCAGCCUUGCAAACACCUCUGCAUGUUGCUGCCCGAAAUGGGCUAACAAUGGUAGUUCAAGAACUUUUGGGGAAAGGAGCAAGUGUACUUGCAGUAGAUGAAAAUGGUUAUACCCCAGCUUUGGCCUGUGCUCCCAAUAAAGAUGUGGCUGAUUGCCUGGCUCUCAUUUUGGCCACCAUGAUGCCUGUCUCAUCAAGUAGCCCUUUAUCAUCCCUGACAUUCAAUGCCAUAAACCGUUAUACCAACACCUCAAAAACAGUCAGCUUUGAAGCCCUGCCUAUCAUGCGGAAUGAACCUAGCUCCUAUUGCAGUUUCAACAAUAUUGGUGGGGAACAGGAGUACUUAUACACCGACGUGGAUGAGCUCAAUGACUCGGAUUCUGAGACUUACUGAGAGGCUGAGCCAAAGGUCUAAGGAAAGAGUUCUGACAUGAAAGCUUCAACUGUGCUUUUUUCCUGGAAAACAAAACAUACUAACAUACGAAUUCAACCUAAGAAGAAAGAUCACACAGUGAACAAGUGCAAGGAAGGUGAUGACAUUAGGAAGAAGAAUUUUAAAGGCAAGUUUUGCAAAAGGAACUUCUAGAAUCUUGAUACUGACUUGACCAGAGGAAAACAUGUUGAUGUCAUAUUGCUUUGUGGAAUUGUUAAAUUUGGCUUUGCAGUGCCAGAAAUAAUUUGGGACACUGCUCCCUAACCUGCUUACACAAGCAACACUAUUGUAAAAGAAGAGUUAAGGACACUAAAUUUAAAUUUAAUCAAUAAAAUUACAACUAAAUUUAAAG